AUCCGCAGCCUGGCUGGGGAGAAGUGAAUAUAAAAGCCCCAAGCUUAUUGCGACCAUCACAGACGCCCACUGGUUCUUGGCAAGAUGGCUUCUCGGCGCCUGCUCCUCCUCUGCCUGGCUGGACUGGUAUUUGUGUCUGAGGCUGGCCCUGCGGGUGAAUCCAAGUGUCCUCUGAUGGUCAAAGUCCUAGAUGCUGUCCGAGGCAGUCCUGCUGUUGAUGUGGCUGUGAAAGUAUUCAAGAAGGCUGCUGAUGAAACCUGGGAGCCAUUUGCCUCUGGGAAAACCAGUGAAUUUGGAGAGCUGCACGGGCUCACAACUACUGAUAAAUUUGUAGAAGGGGUAUACAAAGUGGUGUUAGACACCAAAUCCUACUGGAAGGCCCUUGGCAUUUCCCCCUUCCAUGAAUAUGCAGAGGUGGUGUUCACAGCAAAUGACUCCGGCCAACGCAAGUACACCAUUGCUGCUCUGCUCAGCCCCUACUCUUACUCCACCACAGCCCUUGUCAGCACCCCCAAAGAAUGAGGGACCCCUCCUUUGGUCAGUUUGAAGGAGGAGAAACAGGAUUGCGUGUAACCAACAGUAUUCCAUUUGUAUUAAAGCAGUGUUUUCACUUUAUAAGCUAUGUUAGAAACUCAGGCAGAGACAAUAAAACAUUCUUAUUAAAAGCACUUACCAGGUCGUUUGAA
Molecule: messenger RNA, 686 nt
Organism: Rhinolophus ferrumequinum (greater horseshoe bat)
Lineage: Eukaryota; Metazoa; Chordata; Mammalia; Chiroptera; Rhinolophidae
Gene: TTR
Product: transthyretin
Exons: 4
Coding region: 85-522 (145 amino acids)
Biological process (GO): purine nucleobase metabolic process
Molecular function (GO): thyroid hormone binding
Source: RefSeq, a predicted model, not a curated record